UUCUCUGUCUCGCUCUCUCGAUUCUUGUUCUCAUCCCGGUCAUCUUUCGAACUGGGUAUCUCAGUAUGGAAGAACAAAAUCUUUCUCUACCUUUAUCUUCUUCUCCUUCUUCUAUCCACGUCAAUGGCGAGCCUUCAGGUUCUGCUCCCUCCUCUUCUUCUUCGUCGUCGUCUGAGACCGUGGGGGAAGAAGAGAACCAUAAUGUUCAGGAGCAGCCAGAGGAGCUUCAGCAGCAGCAGACGAGUAUUUCUUAUCGUAUGAACAUCUCGAUAUCCGAUGUGACAUCGCCCGAGAUGAGGGACGAUGCUUGGUCCUGCCUCGUCGUGCUCGUCACUUUUUGGUUAUUCACAGCAUCCAUGACUCUGAUUCUAGGCUUUUAUGGAUCUAUGAAUCUCCAGUUGAGCCCGAAUUACUCUCGACUUGUGCAAGUCAGCUCCAUCUUUGUGCAGAAUAUCAGGGUGGAAGAAGUGACUGACCUAAAACCUGGGCCAGUCCUGUACGGGUUUAACGAACUUCCCCCCCUCGAUGUUGAAACCAGUUGGUCUGAAACCCAUAACCUUUCUAUUUCAUUUGAUUUCCACAAGGAGUGGAUAUACUUCCUAAAUGAAGGGUCUGAAAUUAAUAUUUCAUAUAGUGUGAAAUCCCAGAGCUCCUCCCCUUUAUCCCUUGUAAUUGCAAAAGGUAAAGAAAGCCUAGUUGAAUGGAUUGAGGAUCCAUCAUAUCCUAAUACCACCUUGUCAUGGAAUAUAAUUCACGGAAGUGGUAUGAUCCAACAGAAGAUUUUCAAGUCUUCUGAUUACUAUGUUGCCAUUGGGAAUUUGAAUUCUGAGGAGGUGGAGGUGCAAUUGAAUCUCAGAGUACAAGCUGUCCUGUACAAUACAACAGAGGCAUAUUACAAGUGCUCUGUUUUUAGUCGUCUCUGUAGUUUGAGGCUUUACCUUCUGGGGACAACUGUUGCUGUUCUAAGUUCUCCUGGUCCAGAACAGGGUAUCGAUGAGAACUGGUAUAUCAAGCUGUCAUAUGGGCCGAGAUGGAUCAUAUAUAUUGUUGGCUCAGGUGGACUGAGUGUACUCAUCCUAUUGGCCUACAAGAUCUGUAACAAGUUCCAAGCCACUACUGAAGAUGGAACUGGAUUUCAAGCAGGUGAUACGCGAUCUGAGAGAGCCCCAUUGCUUUCACAGAAAGAUGAUGAUCUUUCGAGUUGGGGCUCUUCUUAUGAAUCUGUCUCACAUGAUGAGGAGGAUCUUGAACAGUGGCUUGCAGCAAGUUCCCUUGAUACUAAAUCCCUAAAAGAUGGGGAAAACAACAAUAAUCCACGUUGUCUUUGUAAAAUAUGCUCUGAUGCACCAAGGGACUGUUUCUUCCUUCCAUGUGGCCAUUGUGGAGCAUGUUUCACAUGUGGAACAAGGAUUGCGGAGGAAGCUGGCACGUGUCCCAUUUGUGACAGAAAAAUGAAGAAGGUGAGGAAGAUAUUCACAGUCUGAGAGGUGUAUAUUGAGGAAGAUAUUCAAUCUGAGAAGUGUAAAUGGUCGCAGCCUUGUAUUAACGACUCCCAACAAUCGGUUGGUCACUUGGGGAAAAACCCAUUUUUCGUUUCAUGUAUACACUUAAGUGAGCUUUCAUUCUGAAGGUGAUGAUACUCAGUAGCUUUGAUUGAAGAUGCACAGGCCUCCUAUUGUGGGUUUCUCCUCUCCUUUCUGAUGAGUCAGGAUUGAAGAAAGAAUGUUCUGAUUCAAUAUGGUCCACUUCAAAAAGGGAAUGGUUGAGCCAAAGAUUUUUCAGUUGCGAUGCCACCAUCUAUUAAUGCAACUGGAUUCAGGAAUAUGAUAUUUUUUGCAUUGAAAUAGGAAAUUGUUUAAACAACCUGCACCAGUAAUGGGUUUUUUUUUUCACUUGUUUCUCCCGUAAAUCUGGAAUUCCAUUCAAGUUCAUGUCUGGUUGUUGUGAGUUUUAGA
Telopea speciosissima is the source of this 1955-nucleotide messenger RNA. RefSeq names its product E3 ubiquitin-protein ligase APD2-like. Lineage: Eukaryota; Viridiplantae; Streptophyta; Magnoliopsida; Proteales; Proteaceae. The transcript is spliced from 10 exons. Bases 66 to 1484 code for a protein of 472 amino acids. The record is from RefSeq and is a predicted model, not a curated record.